This is a messenger RNA of Patiria miniata (bat star), 4951 nucleotides long. It is a transcript of the gene tmem94, whose product is annotated as transmembrane protein 94-like. The record is from RefSeq and is a predicted model, not a curated record. Lineage: Eukaryota; Metazoa; Echinodermata; Asteroidea; Valvatida; Asterinidae. Bases 199 to 4818 code for a protein of 1539 amino acids. The transcript has 30 exons. Gene Ontology annotation, molecular function: nucleotide binding.
AGGACUGGAAACAAGUUUAUGUGUUUCAUAGCAGCCAACAGAGGGCGGUAGAUGACUUAUUUGGGUACUUUUCGUCAUUGACUUCUUUCUUAGCACGGUUUCAGACGGUAAAGGUCCAAAUGAUGAUGUUCCUACAGAGGAUUGAGAUCAAGAAAACUGAUUAGGACAAGAGGCAGCGUUUUCUUGGCAGUCUUCACCAUGGAGCACAGGAUCAACCUGGUGGAACCGGUGGGUCUGUGCACCAGUGUGGCCCUGCAGCACCUCAGCGGCGUCAUCGAGGACGAGCUGAAGUCCCACGAGGGCGCCCUCCGACAUCGCAAGCGGACCCUUGCUUGUCCCACCACCUGGGCCCCGUCCACCGAUACCGUCCUACACUGGACCAGCGCCCUCCUGAUGAUCGCGGCAGUUGUCCUGAGGAUAGUGGCCACGGCGUUCUCCGAAGACAGGUCCCUGAUAUUGGAGUCGGCUGUCCUGGCGUUUCUCGUGGUCGUCAAUGUCUUCACGGCGCGGUGGGACGGUCAGCUGAGGAGAAUGGAGAUUGUGAACCACACCAAGGAUGUACUGACCAAACUGAGAGAACUGAUAGCGAGCGAAAUCCACUGGCCGACAGACGUCUACUCCUCACUGUUUCAACCCAGCACCCAGUCCAUCACAGAGCAGUGGACGUACCGCGACGGUCACCUGGUCAGUCUGCCCACUGCCUUGCUGGUCAAGGAUGACGUCAUUCUCUUGAAGCCCGGCCAGGCCUCGCCCACCAUGGUUUGCAAUUAUGAUGAUCACAGCAUAGAGCUACAGAAGGGCCAGAAAUUCCAGCAGAGAGCCUUUGACGCCUGCGGUGUCCCCACGGCACGCCAGCCGCUCAAGCCGGUCAAGUUCAUCGUGAUGGAAACACUGUACAUACCGCAUCUCAGGGCCUGUCUGCAGAGGGACAACGGUAAGCCGUACCCACUGCUUGAAGUCAAACGGACCGUGUGUAUUGGCAUUGCCGAGAGAUGGAUACUACCUUUUGCAUUGGGUGUAUCAUUGCUUGCCAACAUCCUACGCUUUGUGUUGGUCAGAGACGAUGUCGGCCACUGGACUGAAAUGCUCAUCAGUUUACCCAUCAAUACGAUACUCCCUCUGCUGCCGUUAACCGUCCCCAUUCUCUGGAUCCUACUGACAAGCUAUGGCAAUGCCAGGAUCGUCACCCUCUUCCACAAAUCCAAACAUGAACAGGCUGAAUUGACAGAGUUUCCUGAUGACAAAAUUGGUGAUAAAGCUGAAGUCAAGGAUGAGCAGCUGUCUUUGCGUGAGCUCCUUGAGCAUUUUGUGUCGGCGUUCUUAGGUCCAUCCAGCCACCUUCCCCGUUCAGCAAGUCUGCUUUACGGCCUCGGUACUAUGACUUCCCUGUGCUGUGUGGACAAGCGUGGCAUCCUGUCCUACGCGGACCCCACCAUUGAGAAGGUCUUCUUCAUGAGCAACCUCAGUGAUGACAAGACCUCCUCGGACAGCGACAGCGACUCGGAUGUCUUCACCAACUCUCAGGAGCAGGUGAUUAACGACGGGCACUGCGGGAAGAAGGGUGUGACCAUAGCGUCGCAGGAGAAGAAUCUGGACAAUGAAGACUACUUUCCUGAAUACCACACUGAGGUUUUGACGCUGUCAUUGGACUCCACACAAAACCCAACGAGCUUGCAGUUUGACGAAACCAGUUGGGAGAGACACAUCAACUCUCUCAAGCCAAUGGGUUUGAACAUUCUGCUGAACACAUGCAAUCCAGACACAGUGGAGAGAUACGGUCACCUGUUUGAUCACGUACACAGCAUUGUCAACUCGGAGGACACGACGCAACCAGCAUGGGUGGCACACAGGAGAUGUAUGUGCCAGCUAGCUUACCUGAUUGGCUUCACAGAGCAAGCCACACAGAUGUAUGAGAUGGAGCAGCAACUAGCUCUGUAUCAACCAGUGCAUAUAGAUGCCGAUGAGAGCCACAAUCGUCACAUCCACAAGACGCGUUCCUUCAUCAAGAAACGUACCCCGAUCCCACACAUCAUGUCUGUCCUCAUGAAGGAUUCCAGAGGAGGCAACAACCAGUUGUUAACUGAGGGAACAGCUGAGCUGGUACUCAGCCUGUGCACUGACUUCUGGGAUGGCUCUGACCUUUGCCCUAUGGAUGACAAUGACAGGAAGAAGAUUCUUGAUUUCUACCAGCGCGCCACCCUUUCCUCUUAUUGCUGUGCCUUUGCCUAUCAGCCCAUGGUAGACUCCAUGGCCAAGUACUUUGAUGAUCUCUACAUCGAGCUGCCCGCUGGAGGAAAAAUGGGCAGGCUGCCGUCCGAUUUGGAAAAUUUUGGGAUUGCGAGAUCCUCUUGGGAUGUAGACAUGACGACGGCCCACCAGCACAGCAACAAGGGGGAGGAGGGGGAGGGUAGAGGGAGGAAAUACCACAGCCUGGACUCAGCCAUGGAUAAGAUGGAUGAUAUCAGAGAUGCUGGCGACUGCUUCAGAGCUCAGUGCGGUCAGAUCUUCAUCGGCAUGGUCACCAUGAACUACCAGGCUAAGUCAGACAUCGUGGCCCUGAUUGAGAACCUGGACCACGCCUGCAUCCGCUUUGUGCACUUCUCUAGAGACCAAGAGCUCAGGAGCAGGGUGUUUUCUGAAAAGAUGGGUCUAGAAGCCGGCUGGAAUUGCCACAUCUCCUUACAGAGCGACCCCAGCAGCAAUGCAUCCAACAACGGCGUCUCCCGCCAGCACUCAGACCAGUCCUCCUCCCUCAAGAGCAACCCCUCUAGGAGGAGCGUCGAUGUCGCGGCUUCCUUCUCGGCAGACCACCCGAAGGAGAUUCACGCAGAUGUUCCCAAUCUCAAGGUGCUGUGGCACGGACAGGACCAAGAUGCGAAGAGAAGCUUGAGCAAUGCCUCCGCUGACGGGAAACUUCAAGGGAAUUGUAGAGACAGGGUAGGCUCUAGAGGGAAGGAGGCGAGAAGAGAAGACGCCAAGUCUGUGAAGGUCUUGGUGGAUGCUGAAGGCGACGAUGAGGAGCAUGUGACCGAGACAUCGCAGCUACUUUCAUCAUCCCAGCAUGCGCCAUCCAUCUCUCCAUCGCUAGCCGAGACAAACGUGCAAUGUGACAAGCCUGAUUCAAAAGCCAAGGCUUCCCAAGAUGCAACUUUUAGUGGAUUGGCACAAGAUGGUGCUGUCAAGCAGGCUGAGCCAAGAUCGGGAAAUGAGGCGCAAAGAAGAGACAGCAUCAAAGAUGAAGAAGAGGAUCAUGCAGGUGAGACGUCAACACUCCUCCCAUCCGCUCAUCCAGCAUCAGUGGCAGCUCCGAAGUCCGCGGACCACUUGCCACAGAAGUCCACCUCCCGGCCUCAUCCUCACUUCUCGGACUCCUCCUUGCCCGAAGUCCAGAUCUCUGGAGAGCAGGAAGGCACCGAUGCCGUUACAGCCAGCCACCAUGUCCGGCACAAAUCCAACCUGGAGGUUCUGAGUGAGGAGAUGUCUGUCUCCUGGCGAGCCAGAAACAUCUCAGAGACCCGGACGAUGAGUGACGACACCGAGACCCUCAGCCACGUUACUGAGAGUGAGACUGCUGUGGGGUUUGACAUCUCAAACAGGGCCAAACUUCCUCGAGGUAUCGAGAACAUCAGACCGCACCUUGAGAAAGUUGACAACGUGCCGCUGCUUGUGCCACUCUUCACUGAUGUCACUCCAGAGACCACUCAGGAGAUGCUUAAGAUCAUGCAGGAUUAUGGUGAGGUCAUCUGCUGUCUGGGUAGCAGUGUCAAUCUUCUCAACAUGCCGCUCUUUGCACAGGCUGAUAUCAGCAUUGGAGUGGAGCCUCUCUACCCCCACGUGUGUCAGCACCGUGACCAACCAGAACAGCUCUCCUGCAGUAAACCAUACUGGCACACGCCCACCGGCCUGGGCAGUCUCCUGACCAGCCUGCCUUGCUCACUCGCAUUCUGGUGCAAUCACAACUUCAGUCUGAUUAGUCUCAUUCAAGAAGCAAGGGGUUUGUGCACUGCCAUCAGUACCGUCUUCACCUUCCUGAUGUUCACGCUGCUCUCCCUGACUGCCGUCCAGCUCCUGGCCUCGGUCUGUCUCCUGCCUCCCCCGCUCGCCGGUCGUCACGUCCUGUGGCUCUCUGUCAUCGUCGCGCCGGUGCUGUCCGUGUCGCUGUUCCACUCGCAGGUCAACCACCUGACCAUGACCAGCGCCACGGGGAAGAAUCUCAAGCACAGGGAUUCCCAGGUCAUUCAACUGUACAUGUUCUUCUUUUUCGCUCGGUUCGGUCUCACCAUAUUUAUCUCCUUGCUGUGCCACGCCCUCACCCUCCACGCCUUUUGCCAAAAGACUGCCACGCCCACUGAAUCUUGCCACAUCAUCUUCGGAAACAGGAAUUCCUCGUCUCUCUGGAAUGGACUGAAGACUGAGCAUUCCUCACAACUGGUGCUUGCUCAGAACAUUCAGGCUGCAUUGAUUGUACUGUACUUUAUUGUUUCAUCCGUCAGUUACGUCCACAAUCUCAAGUCACUAUGGAAGAGGCAUCCGUUCACCAAUCGCAUGUGGUGCUGCACUGUGCUGAUUCUGUUGCUGCUUCAGAUCAUCUAUUUUGUCCUGGACGUGAGGCUGUGGACUGCAGACCCGGCCAGUGGUCAAGCGGUCACCCUGGCUGACGUACCCUUGGCAGUCUGGCUCCUAGCAUUCCUCUGGCCGCUGGUCAUUCUGGUCUUGAACGAGGCGGUCAAGCUCAUUGAAAUCAGAGUAUUUGUCAGAUGGCAGAGGCGGACUCAACUACAGUUUGGCACCAAGCUGGGAAUGAAUUCUCCAUUUUGAGCAGAGAAAAGUGUCCCUGAAUUGCCUGGUGGAAAUCACUGCCCAACAAGCUUAGUGUGCUUAGCACGAAUGAAGCCAAGUACCAUGCAGAGCUUAGUAUGGGUCAAGAUGAUGAUGUUGUGUAUUGGAUACG